CUUCCUGUGUGGUUUCAGAUACCAAAAGCACCAUGGAUCUGGGGAAACCAAUGAAAAGCGUGCUGGUGGUGGUUCUCCUUGUCAUUUUCCAGGUGUGCCUGUGCCAGGAUGAGGUCACCGACGACUACAUAGGCGAUAACACCACAGUGGACUACCGGCUGUUCGAGUCCGUGUGCUUCAAGGACGACGUGCGGGCCUUCAAGGCCUGGUUCCUCCCCAUCAUUUACGGCAUCAUUUGCUUCCUGGGCCUGCUGGGCAACGGGCUGGUCAUCCUGACCUACAUCUACUUCAAGAGGCUCAAAACCAUGACCGACACCUACCUGCUCAACCUGGCCUUGGCGGACAUCCUGUUCCUCCUGACCCUGCCCUUCUGGGCCUACAGUGCUGCCAAGUCUUGGAUAUUUGGUGUCCAAGUCUGCAAACUCAUCUUCGGCGUCUACAAGACGAGCUUCUUCAGCGGCAUGCUCCUGCUGCUGUGCAUCAGCGUAGACCGCUACGUGGCCAUCGUCCAGGCUGUGUCGGCGCACCGCCACCGGGCCCGUGUCCUUCUCGUCAGCAAGCUGUCCUGUGUGGGCAUCUGGAUCCUGGCCGUGAUGCUGUCCACCCCGGAGCUGCUGUACAGCGGCCUCCAGAAGAGCACCAGUGAGCAGGUGCUGCGGUGCUCCCUCAUCACGGAGCACGUGGAGGCCUUGAUCACCAUCCAGGUGGCCCAGAUGGUGGUGGGCUUUCUCAUCCCCCUGCUGGCCAUGAGCUUCUGCUACCUGGUCAUCAUCCGCACCCUGCUCCAUGCACGCAACUUUGAGCGCAACAAGGCCAUCAAGGUGAUCAUCGCUGUGGUCGUGGUCUUCAUCGCCUUCCAGCUGCCCUACAAUGGGGUGAUCCUGGCCCAGACGGUGGCCAACUUCAACAUCACCACCAGCAGCAGCUGUGAGCUCAGCAAGCAGCUCAAUAUCGCCUACGACGUCACCUACAGCCUGGCCUGCGUCCGCUGCUGCGUCAACCCUUUCUUGUACGCCUUCAUCGGCGUCAAGUUCCGCAACGACCUCUUCAAGCUGUUCAAGGACCUGGGGUGUCUCAGCCAGGGCCGGCUCCAGCAGUGGUCAUCCUGCCGGCACACCCGGCGCUCGUCCAUGAGUGUGGAGGCCGAGACCACCACCACCUUCUCCCCAUAGGAGGUCCUGUGCCUGGACAGGCGGCACCUCUCCCAGGUCCCCUGGGUCAGGGACAGGGAGCAGAGGACAUGAUUCCAGACCCACAAGCUGCUGAGGGAAGGAGUUCUGGCGGCGCCCUGGAGGCAGGCCAGCCCGACCCUGCUACC
Messenger RNA from Condylura cristata (star-nosed mole), 1318 nucleotides. RefSeq names its product chemokine (C-C motif) receptor 7 (gene CCR7). Gene Ontology annotation, biological process: inflammatory response; immune response; G protein-coupled receptor signaling pathway. The transcript has 3 exons. The record is from RefSeq and is a predicted model, not a curated record. Gene Ontology annotation, cellular component: membrane. The coding region runs from base 33 to 1172 and encodes 379 amino acids. NCBI's taxonomy places the organism in Eukaryota, Metazoa, Chordata, Mammalia, Eulipotyphla, Talpidae. Gene Ontology annotation, molecular function: C-C motif chemokine 19 receptor activity; chemokine (C-C motif) ligand 19 binding; chemokine (C-C motif) ligand 21 binding.